AUGCUUUACACGAGUCAGGGUGAUAGUGAAAGUGCAGUGACUUCCAGUGAACUGCCGAUCCCAUCCUAUCCAACCCGAAGUCUCAACUUUCUGAAGGCGUUGCCCAGAACAGGAGGGAGCGCCAAGGCAUCUUGCGAAAUCAACAACCUAAGUCCUUCUUCACUCGCUCUGAAUGUCUUAGUCGUGGGUGCUGGUCUCGGCGGCCUAGCCGUCGGGAUUGCGCUGGCACGAAAAGGUCAUGCGGUCACGAUAUUCGAGCAAGCGCCUCAGAUGGGUGAGGUUGGUGCCGGCAUACAAGUACCGUCCAAUGUCAGCAGGCUGCUCUUACGAUGGGGCCUGGGGCCUUUACUCGACGGCAAAGUUGUCGAGCCGAAGGAUAUAUCUUUUCGGCGUUGGAAGAAUGGCAACGUCAUUGGCUAUACGAACUUGGUUCCUCACUUUCACGACACAUUCGGGGCUCCGUACUACGUCGUUCACCGGGCUCAUCUCCACGAAUCAAUGCAAAGAUUGGCCAGGGAGCUUGGUGUUAGAAUCCUUACUGCGAGCAAAGUGAUGAAUUAUGACAUGGACGGCCCGUCUCUGACCCUCCAGGACGGAUCCACUUUCGGGGGAGACUUGAUAGUAGCGGCUGACGGAAUUAACUCUGUUUCCCGUAAAACGAUUCUAGAUGGCGUCGAUAGAGUUCCACUUAGAACAGGAUUCGCGGCUUAUCGGGCAACCGUAGGUGUCGAGAAAAUCAGAGAGGACCCUGCUGUCUCUUGGAUACUGGAGAAGCCAGGCAUGAAUGUCUGGAUUGGCGAGAUGCGUCACGUAAUGACCUACACAAUAGCUGGGGGAAAUUCCUUCAAUAUGGUUCUCUCCCAUCCGGAAGAAGAAGAUCCAGAGACAUGGGAUCAGGGCAAGGCCUUAGAAAGCAUGAAGGACCAUUUCAAAGGAUGGGAUCCGGCUCUACUGAAACUCAUCGCCAUGAUCGAGAAGACGAUGAAGUGGCCGUUGAUGACCGGAGCCCCGAUCGAGAAGUGGGUCGCACCCACUGGCAAAUUGCUAAUGCUGGGGGACGCUGCUCAUGCUAUGCUGCCAUACAUGUCACAAGGCGCCGCCAUGGCCGUUGAAGACGCCGCUGGCUUGGCUGAAGCCAUAAGUAUGAUCGGAUCGAAGAGUCAGCUACAGAUAGCGUUGAACGUUUUCGAGACCAUCCGAGUCAAGCGCGCAAACCAGAUGCAAGAAGCCAGCCUCAUAAACGGUAAGCUGUGGCACUUUGCAGACGGUCCCGAACAGGAGGCUCGUGAUAUUGCUAUGCGCCCUGAGGUCGAGGGCCUUCACUUCGACGAGAGUCCGAAUCAAUGGAGUGAUCCUGUCACCCAAGAUUGGUGCUACGGAUAUGAUGCAGAGGAGGCCAUGGCCAAGGCUAUGAGUAGUGCUUUGGCUAAAGCCAGCCUCCCAGCAAGUGUUAAUGAUUAA
Molecule: messenger RNA, 1461 nt
Organism: Letharia lupina
Lineage: Eukaryota; Fungi; Ascomycota; Lecanoromycetes; Lecanorales; Parmeliaceae
Exons: 7
Coding region: 1-1461 (486 amino acids)
Biological process (GO): secondary metabolite biosynthetic process
Molecular function (GO): FAD binding; monooxygenase activity
Source: RefSeq, a predicted model, not a curated record